Messenger RNA from Colletes gigas, 2645 nucleotides. RefSeq names its product scavenger receptor class B member 1 (gene emp). Gene Ontology annotation, cellular component: lysosome; membrane; cytoplasm. The record is from RefSeq and is a predicted model, not a curated record. The coding region runs from base 1086 to 2645 and encodes 519 amino acids. NCBI's taxonomy places the organism in Eukaryota, Metazoa, Arthropoda, Insecta, Hymenoptera, Colletidae. Gene Ontology annotation, molecular function: scavenger receptor activity. The transcript is spliced from 6 exons.
UGGUGCGGGAACGGAGUAGCGUUCGUUUGGUCAUCGUCGCGCAGUGUUUUAGCUAACGUCGUCGCGAUUGUUUCUCUUUGUUCUGCUCCGUUUCGUUUCGUUUCGUUUCGUUUCGUUUCGUUUCGUUUCGUUUCGCUUCGCUUCGCUUCGUUUCAUUUCGUUUGGUUUCGUUUCGUUUAAUUUCUUUCCUUUCUUUUCUUUUCCUUUCCAUUCCAUUCCAUUCCAUUCCGUUGUAUACGUUUCUUCGCGAGGAGAUCAGCUUUCGCUCGCGUUCCUUUUUCGCCCGGUUCGACGUUAGAUGGUUGGUUUUCUCUGGUCCGACGCGACGGAUCGUUGUUCGAUCGGUUUGAAAGUUUAAUCGGAAAUCCGCGAGUAAUUGCCGCGUAUUUUUUCUUGUUACGGAUCGUUGGUGUUUUGAUCGCGUGGGCGCAUGCGAGGACCGAGCGGAUUGUUGGCGGAAAGCAUAACCAAGGUGGUCAGAGAGUCGGCUCGGCGCCGUGCUCGUUUCAGACGCGUGUGCGUCUACGCGGCUAAAAACGGUUUCGAUAGUUUCUUCAUCUGUGGAUAAAAGUAAACCGUUUCGUUUGGCCGUGUUAGGUUUCGUGGUUGGAACGCGUAUCGUGCAUCGAGCGUGUAUCGUUGGUUCCUCGUCGACGUAUUACCAGUGGCACACUUGUCGCUUGGAAAGGAGAAUAGACUUUCUCCUUCUCGUCGUUCCUCGUACCACCGCCCCUGUCGCUUCGUUCUUCCGCGGGAAUAAACGCGGUCGGGAAGUUUGAGUUGUACGGCGAUAACGACGAUCGACUCAAAGACGACGAUCACGACGACGACGAGGACGACGACGAGGACGACGACGAGGACGACGACGAGGACGACGAGGAAAAGUGCAAAUACUAAUCGUCAAGAAGAAAAAGCGCUAUAAAGGCGCGAACGUGUAAUAUAAAGUAGAGAGAGAGAGAGAGAGAGAGAGGAGUUGCAGGAAACGCGUGCAGUCGUUUGGGUGAAAGAAGAGAGGGGCGCGGAGCGUGUGCGAACGGUAGCGAGAAGAAUACGUGGACGCGUAUACGCCGCGGUGAUUGAUCAAGAUGAGGGUACAUCGUGGGAUUUGCGCGAAACUGCAAGGCGGCUUCCUCAGACGAUGGUGGGCAGCGGUAGCCGUUGGAGCUCUGAUGAUCAUCGUGGCUGCAAUUUUAGCGGCAGUGUUUCCAAAACUUGUCGACGUUCUGAUGAACAGAGAAAUAGCUCUCCGCGAGGGUGGUCGUACGUUCGACUGGUGGAGAGAGCCUCCUCUCUCGCCUCAGCUGAGCGUCUACAUUUACAAUGUAACGAAUGCCGAUGAAUUUUUAAACGAUGGCGAGAAACCGGUGCUGAUGGAGCUCGGCCCUUACGUCUACUCGCAACAGUGGGAAAAGGUCGAGGUGAAAUUCAACGAGAACGAUACGGUGUCGUACAAAGUGAAGAAACGGUUCGCCUUUUCGCCGGAAAAAUCGAUCGGCUCGGAGGAAGAUUUGGUGGUAGUGCCAAACGUGCCGAUGCUAUCGGCGACCAGCCAGUCGAAGCACGCGGCGCGUUUUCUCCGACUGGCGAUGGCUUCGAUAAUGGACAUUCUGAGGAUAAAGCCGUUCGUCGAAGUAUCGAUCGGUCAGUUGCUCUGGGGCUACGAGGAUCCGUUGUUAAAGUUGGCCAAGGACGUUGUGCCGAAGGAACAAAAACUUCCUUACGAUCAAUUCGGAUUGCUGUACGGGAAAAACGCGACGAUGCCCGAUCGGUUUACCAUUUUCACCGGCCAAAGGGACAUCACCAAGUAUGGAAUUCUCGACAAAUGGAACGGAAAGGGCAGCCUUGGUCAUUGGACCACUCCGGAAUGCGACAGCAUCGCCGGCAGCGACGGCAGUAUAUUCCCUCCGCGCAUUAACCAACAAACGGUGCUCAAAGUCUUUGACAAGGAUCUCUGCAGAGCUUUGCCUCUGGUCUUCAAGGAGGAAGUGACCACACCCGGUGGAGUUCCUGGAUACAGAUUCGUCCCUUCCAAGGAUGCUUUCGGCUCCCCGAGCAGGGUCGAAUCUCAGCGAUGUUUUUGCCCGGCGGGACCACCCUGCGCUCCCGAGGGAACCUUCAACGCCUCUCUGUGCCAAUACGAAUCACCGGUCUUGAUCAGCUUCCCGCACUUUUACCUCGCGGAUCCUGCUCUCCGCGAGGCGGUAACCGGGAUAUCGGCACCGAUCGAGGAAAAGCAUCAGUUUUACAUCGAUGUUCAACCGAUGAUGGGUACGGCGUUGAGGGCCAAGGCGAGGAUUCAGAUUAAUUUGGCGGUUAGCCAAGUACGCGAUAUCAAACAGGUUGCCUCGUUUCCGGAUAUCGUUUUCCCUAUAAUGUGGUUCGAAGACGGCAUCGACGAGCUUCCCGUCGAGAUGCGUAGCCUGAUGAAGAUGGCCGUGGACGUACCACCGAUAGCUCGAGCGGCAGUAUCCGGAGCUCUGGCAGCGAUUGGCGCGAUCGUUCUGAUAGGCGCGCUCGUGUGUUUGGCCCGCGCUGCCAAGCGCCAGGAGAAACUCCACCUCAGCAAUCCGUUACCGUCGAACGCGAACGCUGGCAAAACCGGUCAACUGAAUCCAGCUUUCCAGAAUUCCUCGGGUUCCAAGUAG